AUGUACGGCCGAGGUGGUCAACAGCAGUAUCGCGGCGGUCUCUCGUCGUGGGACAUGCAACCACAGUCCGGUUACGCGUCCUCCCCCUCUCAACAGCAGCAGCAACAGCAGCAGCAGCAGCAGCAGCAGCAAGCCAACUACUUUGGCAGCAACAUCGUGUCUUCUGGCUCUCGAGAUGAUGUCGGCGGCUACGGAGGCUACGCGUCUGGAGGCAGCAGCUCGCAUUUCCCCUCCAACUAUCAGCAGCAGCAAAGCGGCACGCCCGCUUCCUCCUCAUCUGCAGGUAGGGGUGCCAACACCUUUGCUAGCUUCUCGGAAGCUUUCCAAGGCGGAUACAAUGGCAAUCAGCUCAUGCCCCAGCAGCAACAGCAAGCUCAGCAGGCUCAACAGCAACAACAGCCGGCGUCGCAGCAACAGCGACCUCCACCUACCGCCUCGUAUCAGAGCGAGCACAGUUACUACCAGCCUUCCGAGUCGUACGGUGCUGCCAACCGUGAUCGUUCCGCUCAGUCAUUAGGCUAUUCCAGCGAUGGUUUGGCCGGUCAGACUGCCAAUGCUGCCGGUGCUAGGGAUUCGCGUUUCGACAACGGCUACUCUUCCAGUAGUCAGCAGCAAGACUGGAGCAACUAUCCCACCUCUUCUGCUGCUGCUGCUGUUGCUGCUCCUUCACGCGAUGGUAGUGCUGCUUCUCGCUCGCAAUCCGGUGCAACAGCUGCGGCUCAAACCGCUCCAUCCGCUUCACCCUCCGUAGCACCUGCCGCGACAGCAGCAGCGAACACGCCUAAGAAGCGCGGGCGUAAGCCGAAGAACGCCACUGCAGCAUCCGCACCAGCACCCGCCAACGCCAACGCCAACGCCAACGCCAACGCCAACGCCAACGUCAAAGCAGGCUAUCCAGUGCAACAGCAAGCCAACUUCAUAGAUCCAUCCGCUACCAUGAUCAAAGCUGGCGCUGGUCCCAACGGUGCUCCACCCAAAGGCAAGAAAGCCACUGCCGCUGCUGCACAGGCCGCCGCCGCCCAACUACCUCCCUCUCCUGCAGUCACCGGUAUCCGACCAAAAGGCAAACGCGGACGUAAAUCCAAAGCCGAACUCGCCGCAGAAGCCGCCGCCGCUGCCGCUGCUCCUCCUCCCGCACCCGUCUCUGCAUCAGAUACAUCCAUGAACCCUCCCCCCGCUAAACGCAAACGUCGAACCAAACUCGAAAUGCAAGCUGCUCGAGCAGCAGAAGCCGAAGCAGCAGCACAACAAGCAGCCCUCCAAGCCGCAGGUCAAGCUCCAAUUCCCACCAAAGACCCCAGAGGGAGAAAACCUGGUUCGAAAGGUAGCUUUACUUUGGCAUGGAAUAAGCAGAUGGUUUCCAAGGUUCAAGGUCUGAGAGUCUUUGGGAGUAUGAUCGAGGAUGACGCGACACAGCAAGAAUUUGAUAAGAGUAUAAUGGAUUUGUUGAGUAUGUUGGAUGGCAAGUUGCCUGAGGAUAAGGCUCACGCUGGGGGUGCGGGUGAGUCCGCAUGA
This is a messenger RNA of Ustilago hordei, 1515 nucleotides long. RefSeq lists its product as uncharacterized. The coding region runs from base 1 to 1515 and encodes 504 amino acids. Lineage: Eukaryota; Fungi; Basidiomycota; Ustilaginomycetes; Ustilaginales; Ustilaginaceae. The record is from RefSeq and is a predicted model, not a curated record. The transcript has a single exon.